Molecule: messenger RNA, 1467 nt
Organism: Nicotiana attenuata
Lineage: Eukaryota; Viridiplantae; Streptophyta; Magnoliopsida; Solanales; Solanaceae
Exons: 1
Coding region: 228-1172 (314 amino acids)
Source: RefSeq, a predicted model, not a curated record
ACCAUAUAACAUAUGGUAAAGAUGGAAGCAAUAAACAAAAAAGUAACAAAAGAAAGCUAGCUGUCCACUGCCUUUGCCUUUACUUUUCUUUUAAAACUCACUCUUCCAAACACAAUUUCAAUAGAUAUUAAACAUCCUUAAGAUUCAUCAAAUCUCAACAUCUGAAAUCAAAGAAGCUUAAAGAAGGGUCAAGAAGAAGAAAGAAAGUUAUACUACAAAUUAACACAAUGAAAGGUAGAAAGUGUAAAGAAGUUCCUUCAACAGAUCUAUUAGUCUGUUUUCCUUCUAGAGCUCAUCUAACACUUAUGCCAAGUCCAGCAAGUCACCAUCAUCAACACCAUUUAAAGAGAUGUAGCACCAGAGGUAUUGGGCCAGCAGCUGGCCAAGCAAGUCCUAUGCUAUGGGCCAAAUCAAAGAGAAGUGAGAUUUCAGAGCCAACUUCUCCAAAAGUUACAUGUGCUGGGCAGAUUAAAGUAAGGCGGCAUAAACCCAAAUCAUGCAAGAAUUGGCAGUCAGUUAUGGAAGAGAUUGAGAAGCUACAUAUCAAAAAACAUAAACCUGCUUGGAUUGAUUCACUUGGAAUUAAAAAGGAUGUAAUGCAAUUCUUGACUUGUUUGCGUAAUGUAAGGUUUGAUUUUAGGUGCUUUGGUUCAUUUUCUGCAGCAGCAACUGAUAUUAUCACUUCUGAUGAUGAGGAAGAAGAAGAUGAAGAGUUGCAUGAAAAUGAUAAUGAAGCUUUCUCCAGAACUGUAUUCUCUAAGUGGUUCAUGGUUUUGCAAGAAAACCAGAAUACAGAGGAAACAGAGAAAAAAAAGGUUUAUUAUAAUAGUAAUAAUGAAGCAGAGGCGGAUCCAGGAUUUAAUGAUCAUGUUCCUUUAUGUGCACCACCACCCAAUGCACUUUUGCUCAUGCGUUGUCGUUCUGCUCCUGCAAAAAGCUGGCUUGAGCAAAAACAAGAAGAAGAAAAAGAAGAAGAGCAUGAUUAUGUAGAAGAAAAGAAUGCAAAAUCAGCAAUGGAAGAUUUAGAGAGUACUAAAAAGAAAAAUAAGAACUUAGUGGUGAUGAGAUAUGGGAGUGAUUUCUACAAAUUUUCAUCAGAUAUAGCAAAGGAGACUUGGGUUGUGGGUGAAGUAAAAGGUCCAUUAUCAAGAAGUCUAAGUUCGAAGAGGUAAUUAGUAUCAUGAUCAAAUACAAGGUCAUUGCUCUUUGGCCAAAUAUUUCCCUUUGUUAUGAACUUUGGUUAAGUUUCUUCAAAUAGCAUUUAAAUUUUUUACAUUUUCUGAAUUAUGCUUUGGUAAUUUGAACUAUGAAGAAGGGAGCUUUUGGUAUUUGAUCCUUCUCGGGGCUCACAAAGCUAGAAUUGUACUUAGAUGUAUAGUACUUUCUUUCUUUUAUCUCUUGUUGUUUAGUGAACCAAUGUACAAUCUUGGGAUAUAUUCUUAUGGAGAUGAUUUACAUAUUUUGUUG